CGUGUGCUGUGCACUGCAGAGUCUGAGCCGUCACUGCGUGCAUCAUGAGGGUGACCCGCAGCAGCGAGCUCCUGGCUCUCAUUUACCAGCAUCUCCUGCAGAAUGGCUACGGCAAGACAGCUAGAGAGCUGCAGAUAGAGAGCGGAGAGACGUUCAUUUCACAGACGGUGUCUCUCCAACAGAUCUUCAGGCACUGGAACAUGAAAGACAAGAAGAGGAAGGGCAGCAAUGAGAGCGAUGCCCCGAGCAAGAAACCACGGUUGCAGGAUCCCGUCAGCUCUUCUGAAUCUUCCGAUGAGGAGGAUAAUGCUCAUCCAAAAGGAGCAGAUCUGGUGGUCCAAGGCAAAAAGGACUCUGUCAAGAAGGCAGGCAAGCUCAAAACAAAAUCUUCCACACCCAAGAAAAUGAAUUCUGCUAAAAAGUCGGCAUCAAAGGGGAAAGGCACCACUAAAACAGGAGCAGCAUCCCUAAAUCUCAAGCCUGUGGCUCCUGAGACUCCUGUAACACUGGCAAAAAGCAGCGAAGAUUCUGAUAGUGAGGACGAGACCGUUCCAUCAAAAGCUACUCCGGUACUUGAAAGACCUUUAAAGUCUACCCCAGCAAAAGUCCUAAAGAGCAAGACUUCAUUAUCUACUGACUCUCGGGCAGCACGGCAUGACAAGAGCGUGCCUGCUAAAACGACAACUACAAAACCCCUUUCAUCCUCCAAUGGGAAAGCCAUUGCUAAAGAUGACAGCAGUGAGACUUCUGAGAGCAGCGAUGAAACAGACAUUGAGAAACCACCAGUGACUGUGACUCCAAACAUGACUACUCAAUCUGUAUCCAAGUUAAAAACAAAAACUCCCUCUACUGGGACACAACCAAAGGCAGAUAGUUCAGAGAGUAGUGAAUCAGAAAGUGAGGAGGAGCCAGGAUUACAGACGCCAACCCCAGCGAAGUUUCAGGUGAAAGCCAUCACACCAUCACCCAAGACCUCAGCAGCACAGUUGAAAGCCACAAAGAAGAAUGCCAUAACCAAAGCUGCACCUGUGGCCCCAGCCUCCCAGAGCGGCAGUGCAGUAGGAAAACCGCCUGCUAAGACAAUGGUAGAUGAGACCAGUGAGGACUCGGACAGCGAUGAAGAGUUGGUGCCAUUGACUUCCAUCCCUACAGCUCCAAGUAGUGUUCAGGCAUCAAAGCAAAAGUUGCAAAUGCAGCCCACUGUGCCAAAGCCUAGCGCAGAUGACAGUUCAACAAGUAGCGAGACAGAAAGUGAAGAGGAACCCGUAAGACAGAAGAUGCCAUUGCCAGAAGUUGCAGCUUCACAAGACAAAGUAGACCCACCAGUGACUGUGUCACAGAGCAAACCAGCAAAGAGCGACUGUAAUGACGCAAGUGCAGAUACAGUCGUUGCUGUUGUGUCCGAGAACAGUGCUUCCCUAGGGAAAACCCAGAGCCCUGCCAAGGCAGAAGUGUCUGAGACCAGUGAUUCCUCAGACAGUGAGAAGGAACCAGAGAACCAGAAGACAACUGCAUCCCCAAAGAAGGGUGUGACCCCUGCGACUCAGGCAAAGGUUUCUAGUGGCCAGGCUUCCAAGCCGAGCACAGUUGUACCAGCAGCAGCUGAGGGGUCAGAGAGCAGUGACUCCUCUGACAGCGAGUCGGAGGCGCCCAAGAAAGCUGCCAACAAAUUCCCAGGGGUAAAUGUGAGGACACCGGUCCCCAGUACAAAACGGCCUGUAGCGACUUCACAUUUAGCAAAGGCCAGAACCCCUCUGCCUGCCCCUGUAGAUGACACUUCUGAAACUGAAGACUCUGAUAGUGAAGAGGAGCCGGCGGCCAAGAAAACUGCAAGUCAGCUUUCAGCAUCCAGUUUGAAAACACCGUCCACCAGUGCAAAACAACCCGUGACGCCAUCUCACGCGGCGAAUGCAGUUGCUGGAAAGUCAAGAAACUUACAGAAGACGACAAUUGCAGAUGAUUCUUCAGAAACAGAAGACUCUGAUAGCGAGGAGGAUGAAGGGGCAAAGAAAACUGGCAGUAAACUUCCAGCAUCAAGUGUGAAGACACCAUCCACAGGGCGCAAACAGCCUGUAACAUUGGCUGCACAUACAACUGGAGUUAAAGCGGCGUCAACUCCACUGCCUGCAGAUGACAGCUCAGAAACAGAGGAUUCAGAUAGCGAUGAAUCGCUUCCUAAGGCACCACCAGGAAUUGUAAUCCCAAAGCAGAAGCCCACUGCUAAAUCUACAGCUGUGACCCCGGCGUCACAGGCCAGUGCUGCAGCAGUGAGGACUCCUGCCAAGACGGCAGCUGAUGAGAGCAGCGAGGACUCUGAUAGUGAUGAAGAGCCUAGCUUUUCUAUAAAAGCUCCAGUUCCAACAAUAAUCAGUCCAUCGGUUAGACCAUCUGAAGCAAGCACUGCACGUGUCCCAGACUCUGAUGCUGACUCUGAAAGCAGCGACUCUGAAGAGAAAACGCCUGCUGUAGGCACUACAAAACCGAGCAAGCCAGCCCUUGCUGCCAAAAGGAAACCAGGAAUUUCUGCAACUUCACAACCAAAUGAAGAAAGCAGUUCAGAUGACAGUGACUCUGACUCGGAUACAAAUGAGCAUGCACAAUCUGCUAUACAAACACCGAAAACAAAAGUUGCAUCACAUAAUAAAACCGCAGCAACCCCAUCGCCAGCACCACUUAUUGCUACCAAGGAGAAGACUCCUGCAUCCAGGAAAGCCAGAGUUUCCCAAAACCCAUCAACUGACACUUCUGAAACCAUUGACUCCUCAGAUUAUGACAAUCCUCCGCCUGCUCAGACAUUAAAGGGUUCCUUCGUACCUCAAACGACAGUAAAGCGGUCACUGCAACCCGGAACUGCAGUCAAAGGCAAGAAAGGCAGUCCUGUCAAGGCUGUAACAGACACCGUGAAGGAGAGCUCGGGCAGCAUCAAAAAGGAGCAAAAAACAGAUGUACCUGCUUUGGCAAAACACAAGAUGUCUACAGCUAUUCCUCCAUUGACGUCCACUCCAUCUGGAGACACCCCAUCCAAGGGUAAAGCAGGGUUGCCCAUGAGUCAAAAAGCAGUGAGGACAGCGCAAGCGUUGGUCAAAGAGAGCAGUGAAUCUGAGAGCCAUGGGAAGGUAACUGAACAGGUUGGAACACCAGCCCCAAAAAGAAACCGCUCUGUAGCCAAAACACCAAAAGCAUCCAAAGAGAAAACUGUAAAGGCUGCAAGUCGCGGUAAAACUUCUGUUGCGCUGCCUGCAAAGGUGUCAAGCGAGUCUUCCGAAAGUAGCUCCUCAGACGAGAAGGCAGCUAAGGCUACAAAGCAGACACCAACCGUGCAAACUAAACUGGAAAAGUUCUUCACGAAGCACAGCAUUACUCCAGCAAAGACCAAGGCCAAAAGCACUGCUAAUCUGCCUAUGGCAUUCCCUACAGACUCGGAUGAGACCUCAGACGAUGAGGAGAAGCCCGUGAAGGAAGCGACGCCUGCACCAGACACCCCUAAAACAUCACGUGGAAAGCAUAAGGAGAGACUGGACUCGUCCAGCCUUUCAACUCCAAAGACCAAGGCAAAAAUGUCGUGUCUUAUAUCCAGCCCCAAGGCUACAAAUACUGAUGGCAAAGUUUCAGGAGAUGUUCCCAGUAAACCAGCCGCAUCUGGAGAAGAGGGUGAUUCUGCAGAUAAUAGUGAGCCAGAAGAAUCUCAGAGUCUUCUUCAAGCAAAAACUCCUUCAAACCCUUUAUCAACGAAACAUAAGCAAGACAAAGAAGAUAAGACUGCUUUGGCUAAUGAAAGUAUUGCACAUUCAAGUAAAAAGAAGCACAGAGUUAAAACCCAGCCUUCAACAAUGUCCUCUCUCUCUUCUCCAGCCACCCCAGGAGCUUUGCUGGAUUCUGAAGAGGAGACUGUUAUGGCCUUGUUGGAAGGACGGAGUCCCAAAAAGUCAAGAAAAAAUCCCUCUAAAAAGACUGUAGCGGCAACUCGGGUUGUAGCAUCUUCAACACCAACAGUACAAGAUAGUAAUCUCCUUGAGAGGAGUCUACCACCACCUGUCCCUGAGAGUCCAAGCUCGGUACACAAAGGGGACAAGACUCUUGAUGCAAAAUCCCCUGGUGUCACAGAACUCAGCCAUUUGUCUGCAAAGAAAGAGAAGCAUGGCAAGAAGCGCAAGAGUUCCCCUGAGGAUGGGCUCUCCAAACAGAAGGAUAAGAAGGAGAAGAAAGCUAAGAAAGUCAAAGACACCAGCAUAACUGGAGAGGCUGCCAGCCCUAAACCAUCCAAAAAGGAGAAGAAAUCUGAAAAGAGCGAGAAAAAAAAUGAUAAAAAACAAAAGAAAAACGAAAGCAAGAAACUAUCACAAAGUCUAAUUGCUCCAGUUGGAGAGUCAACAGAUUCUGGAGUCAGCCUCCAGUCGAAACCCAAGAAAAAGAAGAAGGUAAAGGAUGACUAAACGGCUGACUGAAGUCCUUGUAGAAACCAAGAACUUCACCGGAUGGAAGAUUUAUUUCCAAGCUGUUAUAUUUGAUAUGUAUUUUGUCUACAUCGUGUCAGGGUAACCAGAAAAAAGUUGAUGUUUAUUUUAUUACUUUUCUUUAAAGGUAUGAAGCAUUACCCUUUUUUUUACAGACUUAGGCAUGUAAAGCCUGUACAGGUCUGGACAGUCACUGAUGAUGAACUUUAUAAGCUGUGAUUGUGACCUGUCUGAUGCCCAUGAAAUGACCAUAAUUUCAUGAAUUCCAAUAAAGCCGGGAUUUAGGUCACCUGAUUUGUGUGAACGGAACUUCUUUUUUUUUUUUUUUUUUUUUUUUUUAAUGCCUGUAAGAUAUUUUUAUACUUUUUAAAAAGCUUUAUUUUAAGGCAUUAACCAGAGUGAUUUCAUUGUACUUAGUUUUUGUGAUUGGGACAUGUGGUUCGUUGGUAUGAUCAUAUGUGUUGGCAAGAAGGGUCAUUACUUUGUACUGUCUACUGUCCUACUGAAAGUGAAAUAAAACAGUUGGUAUGAUUUCGCAUUGUGUGCCAUCUGAACAGUGGAUUUUUUUUUAUUUCAUGGAGUAAUUUCAUGAGCUGAAGAUGCUCAUAGAUAUCCACCUAGCUGGAAAGAGGUGAGCGAACCUUUGCUCAUUUAACAUGUCCAAUCUGAGCUAGCUAGUUCUGUAACAUCUUCAUAGCCAUUUAAGCUCUGUUUGUCUAUAUUGGGGAUUUGGAUGUCCAUUUUAGAAGGGGUAAACGAGCCCUGUCAUUCGGCAUGCUUUGUAUGAAUCAGUACUACACGCAAAAAAAAGAGCAUAAUGCCUCUUUCUCCACUUAUCUUCUCCUAACCCCUGCCUCCUGCAAUGAUCACUCAAUGGUAUAAUCCAUCUUAAGAGACAGUCUCACUGAGGGAUCAGGUUACUGCUGCCCAUUGAAGUUUAUGGAGGGGGAAACAGCAGCAAAGUGAGACACACUGCUGCUAAAGGCUCUGGUAUCUGAUCUACACUGCCCUCCACUUCUGUGUAAUGUUUUCCAUGUUGUUACUGCUCCCGAGGGUGUGCUACAGAAAGACAGGGGAGCAGGAUCUCUGCUUAUGUGUGUUUAGGGUGGGAGGCAUCAUAAUGGCUAAGGAAAACUGACAGUGCCCCUGUGCGGGAAAAGAAAUGAAAAAAUGAAUGUACUAAUAAGUAUGUAAGGCUGCAACAUAUACUACUGUGGGGCAUGCUCUGAGAUAUAUAUCUAUAUCACUGAUUUAAAGAGUAAAAUCUGUUUCAAAGCUGGAAUACUACUCACUGUGCUUGCUGGUUUUCAUAUGGGUUUCUUCAAUGGUACUGCGCAUGUGUGCUGAAAGAUGACUUGACACAUACUGUGCGUAUGCUAUAAACUUAUGUUCAUUUAAUCAGU
Messenger RNA from Bufo gargarizans (Asiatic toad), 5857 nucleotides. RefSeq names its product treacle ribosome biogenesis factor 1 (gene TCOF1). Bases 45 to 4433 code for a protein of 1462 amino acids. Gene Ontology annotation, molecular function: protein binding. Lineage: Eukaryota; Metazoa; Chordata; Amphibia; Anura; Bufonidae. The transcript is spliced from 31 exons. The record is from RefSeq and is a predicted model, not a curated record.